AUGUUGUGGACAGCGACAGGCUAUGUGCUUAGUGACAAUUGCCUGAACAAGCUGCAUCUCAACGCCUGUAUGUCUGCGUGUGAGCUCAAGGUUGACAAGCUCGUCAUCAACAUCUCGGUCGGUGAGUCGGGUGACCGUCUCACUCGUGCCACCAAGGUGUUGGAACAGCUGACGGGUCAGACGCCUGUUACGACUAAGGCCCGCUACACGCUGCGUGGCUUCGGUAUCCGUCGUAACGAAAAGAUUGCCUGCCACGUCACUGUUCGCGGUGCCAAGGCCGAGGAAAUUCUUGAGCGCGGUCUGAAGGUUAAGGAGUACGAGUUGCAGAAGCGCAACUUCUCCGACACGGGUAACUUUGGUUUCGGUAUUACGGAGCACAUUGACUUGGGUAUCAAGUACGACCCAGGUAUUGGUAUUUUCGGUAUGGACUUUUAUGUCUGCAUGACUCGUCCAGGUGUGCGUGUGUCCCGCCGCAAGAACCGCCAGUCUCGUGUUGGUGCUCCACACCGUGUGCGUAAGGAGGAGACGGCUGCUUGGUUCAAGCAGCGCUUCGAUGGUAUCAUUCUGCAGUAA
This is a messenger RNA of Malassezia globosa CBS 7966, 573 nucleotides long. RefSeq lists its product as uncharacterized. The coding region runs from base 1 to 573 and encodes 190 amino acids. Gene Ontology annotation, biological process: translation. The record is from RefSeq and is a predicted model, not a curated record. Lineage: Eukaryota; Fungi; Basidiomycota; Malasseziomycetes; Malasseziales; Malasseziaceae. Gene Ontology annotation, molecular function: RNA binding; structural constituent of ribosome. Gene Ontology annotation, cellular component: ribosome; cytosolic large ribosomal subunit. The transcript is spliced from 2 exons.